Messenger RNA from Penicillium angulare, 270 nucleotides. RefSeq names its product tat pathway signal sequence. The transcript is spliced from 2 exons. The record is from RefSeq and is a predicted model, not a curated record. Gene Ontology annotation, biological process: mycotoxin biosynthetic process. NCBI's taxonomy places the organism in Eukaryota, Fungi, Ascomycota, Eurotiomycetes, Eurotiales, Aspergillaceae. Bases 1 to 270 code for a protein of 89 amino acids.
AUGAACAGAGAUGAGGCUGGUCGGUUACUCAACAAGACAUACCCUUACCCUGGUGAUCCAGGUUACUACAUUGGUGAAUUGGCUGUAUCCCACCAGCUUCACUGCUUGAAUCGACUUCAUCAAGAUUUGUUUGUGGAAUACUACAAGGAUAUUUACGGACCAGAGGAAUUCGAAGAAGACGGCAAUUCGGGAUGGGGCCAUAUCAGUCAUUGUCUCGAAAUUGUUGGACAGGCCUUGACUUGCGCUUCAGAUGUCAGUGUUAUUCCUUAG